ACAACCGGCCCUUUCAUACAGUCCACUUAUCCUCGUAACAAUAACAUUGGUCCUUUAGGAUUCUCACCGUCUUAAUUUUCGAAAUCGUCGAAAUAACGGUCACCGCAAUGUUCAACGUCGAGUCUCUGCGCACUUCAAAACGCGGUCUUCAGCUAUAGAAGAUCUUCGGGAGCCUUCAUCGUCGUCAAGAUCAUCAUCCUGCCGAAGAAACUUCGCCCGGCAACCGCGCGCGCUCGAGAACAAAGUAGUCGACGGAACGCCGGACUUCGGACCAACCCGCUGAAUCUGCGAGUCAUCGUCAAGAAAAGGAGAAGAUUGCAUCAGCAAGGAUUCACUGGUGGAUGGUUUGGUCACUCGUGAGUUCGUUCCAAUUAUUCCUUCUAUCUUUUCCUUUCUUUUAAUCUUAAAUUCCCUAAAACAGUUUUUUUUUUUUUUUGAGUGGGUACACACAUUUGUCGCAUAUUCUUUGUCUUACUGGCAGCGUAUUUCUUACUUUUAUACAAGCUUAAACAAUAAUAAACAAUAUUCUAUGCCUUUAAAGCUUAACUUCGCUUGCAUUUAGCAAAAAACAUUGCUCCCGCAUAACGGGAUAUUGUUUGUCGCACUCCAAUCACUGUCGCUAAUUAGUCUGGCUCGCUGCGCCGCUGCGCAUGCACACCUGUAUUUAUUAUUCGUACGAAAUGCGAGAUCGAGAUGCUUUCGGACGACCCCUCCGUUUCCGAGUUGGAGCGCGAGGAGUUCGAAGCCGGGUACCACCCGCUGGUAGCUGAGGCGCGGCGCCUGCUGGGUGCACAGCCCCAGGAUACUUCCGUGAUACAGCUCGAAGAUGCACAGGGGGAAGCCCAAAAGCAUCACGUCCGACAAUGGGACAAACUUCGUCGGCACUUCCAACGAGCUGGCUCAAUUUCUGGUUCAGUCCGACCUUGAAGGUCACAUGGCUCAGGAAGGCAUUGAAUUUAAAUUUGUGCCUGCCUAUACACCUCAUUUCAACGGACUCGCCGAAAGAGCCGUGCGCUCUACAAAGCAUCAUCUUAAGCGGUUACUGCAAACCACUCAUCUUACUUAUGAGGAAAUGGCGACUUUACUCACUCAAAUAGAAGCUGUUUUAAAUUCUCGCCCUCUCAUUCCCUUUUCCACUGAUCCUACAGAUUUUUCCGCUCUAACCCCUGCUCACUUCUUAAUUGGACGCUCGCUUAUGACUGUUCCGCAACCACAGGUGCCUGAUGUCAGCAUCACCCGCCUGGAGCGAUUUAGGAGGAUUGAGCUUUUGAAGCAGCACUUUUGGAGGCGCUUCUGUAAUGAAUAUGUAACUCUUUUGCAACAAAAGCUUAAGUGGCAUUCUUCAAAAUCCGAGUUGAAACUUGGUUCUCUCGUCCUCGUGAAGGAGAAAGCUCUCCCGCCAUUGCUUUGGUGCUUGGGACGCGUCAUUCAGCUUUAUCCUGGCAGCGACGGCACCGCUAGAGUCGCUGAACUGAAGACAAGGAGAGGCACCAUUCGAAGGGCAUUUAAUAACAUCUGUCCCCUUCCAGAUUUUUGAAGUCUUUCAACACCUUCAGUACUUCAACCCGGGGAGCAUGUUGAGACAUGGCAAGACUCGCUGCGACGCGGCGCCGGCGACCGCGACGUCACGACCGACGUCACGACCGGCGGCACCAACGAGCGAACGGCGGUCGACGGCGACGACACUCGCCACCUCGGACUCCACCGGCAACGGACUACUCUUCUGAACUAGCCUUGACCCGAACUUUCAUUGCGAUUUAAGAAGGCGAUACAACCGGCCCUUUCAUACAGUCCACUUAUCCUCGUAACA
Messenger RNA from Papilio machaon (common yellow swallowtail), 1810 nucleotides. RefSeq lists its product as uncharacterized. The transcript has 3 exons. Gene Ontology annotation, biological process: DNA integration. Gene Ontology annotation, molecular function: nucleic acid binding. Bases 827 to 1537 code for a protein of 236 amino acids. NCBI's taxonomy places the organism in Eukaryota, Metazoa, Arthropoda, Insecta, Lepidoptera, Papilionidae. The record is from RefSeq and is a predicted model, not a curated record.